Molecule: messenger RNA, 1174 nt
Organism: Puccinia graminis f. sp. tritici CRL 75-36-700-3
Lineage: Eukaryota; Fungi; Basidiomycota; Pucciniomycetes; Pucciniales; Pucciniaceae
Exons: 6
Coding region: 14-988 (324 amino acids)
Source: RefSeq, a predicted model, not a curated record
ACAGCAACUGAAAAUGGCCGAACAGAGCACCAGAGAGAAUGAGACCUUACCCACGAUCUUAGACCCCACAACCUGCGUCAAGAAAGGUCUCUGCACUGUCGCUACUGGUCGCGCCGUACAAACUCAUCAACUCUAUUACGAGCUCCAUGGAUCACUCAAUGGGGCUCAGAAAAUGCUCUUCGUCAUGGGUCUAAAUAAUUCCUGUUCAGGAUGGUCGAAUCAAGUCAAGCAUUUCUCAAGAAAGCCAGAUCAUUCGGUCCUAGUAUUUGACAACCGAGGGGUAGGAAACAGCGAUGCGGGACCAUUAGGGAUUUACAAGACCUCAGAGAUGGCCAAAGACACGGUAGAUCUGAUGGAGUAUUUGGGAUGGACAGAGGAGCGAUCUGUCCAUCUCUUUGGGGUUUCCAUGGGCGGGAUGAUCUCACAAGAACUGUGUUUGUUGGUCCCGAAACGCUUCAAGUCGGUUAGCUUCAUUAGCACCAAGGCCGGUAAUAAGUUCGAUCUCCCUUCGAUGAAUGGACUAUACAGCUUAACGCGAUUAUUAUCGAGGACGCUCACAGAAGAACAAAGCAUAGAGAUGUUAAUGAACAUGUUAUUCCCAGCGGAGUUUCUAGCGCAAUCGACCGAGGGAGGGGGGACGAAGCGAGACGAGAUAUACGAGUCGUUAGUCCAGCGAGUACGCAAGACACGGAAGCAGCCGGCGAGUGGAGUUGUAGGCCAACUGAGUGCGGCGCUCAGUCAUUCCUGUCCAACGGCCUCGUUGGCCCGCAUUGCCCGUGAACUCGAGCCCGCUAAAGUCCUCGUCCUCACCGGUGACCUCGACCAACUCAUCAACCCUCUCCGAAGCAUCGAACUUCAUCAGGCUCUGCCUAACUCUGAGUAUCUCCUCAUCCCUGGCGCUGGUCAUGCAAUCUGCUCUCAACUUCCUGAACAGUCUAAUAACAUCCUCGAACGUGUUAUGGAUGAAGGCAAUCGUGCCUUUUCUUAAGCUUUUUUUUCAAGAUUUCAACUGUGUAUCUUCUUCAUAACUCUAUAUAACAUAUGAUGUGAAAAAGCAGACUUUUGCCUCUUUCAACUAUUGUACAUCAACUCAUCAAUUUUUUUACUUUUUAAUCUAGGAAGGCACUUUAUUAACCUUGUGUAAAUUUACAAAAUGUAACAAGGGACAUGCAGA